Messenger RNA from Porites lobata, 7855 nucleotides. Lineage: Eukaryota; Metazoa; Cnidaria; Anthozoa; Scleractinia; Poritidae. The record is from the annotation of a GenBank genome assembly.
AUGAUCUGGAUUGGGCGUUUAUAUAAUGUGCAUGUUGUGUCACUUGAAUAUGCCACCGCUGGCCGGCAUGUAUUAGAAGCUGGAAACAUGGCGGAGAGAGACGGGAGUGAAACCGCAACAAAACGGCCAUCGUCUCUCUGUUUUUGUUCUGCUAAAAAAACAGUACAUGUUCACUGUACCUGCACUUCCUGCAAUGGAAAACCUGUGAAUUACCGGACUCAAUUAUCCCACUUAGAAUUUGAGAGAAAGUUUGAAGCUGCCAAUGCAGUCAAUUUGCCAGGUAAGUUAUCUAUAAAUAAAGUCUUAAUAUAUCGUGCUUUGAAAAGUUUAUUGCAAACCACCCAAAAGACCAGUCUUUAUUAUUAUUAUUAUUAUUAUUAUUAUUAUUAUUAUUAAUGUUAGUCCUUUGAAUAUUACACUUUACAAAUGCUCGUCUCAGUUAAAUAUUACAACACUUUACAAAAUCAAUAAUCAAUAGAAAACAAAAGUUACAGGGGAAAGGGCGGGAAAAAAACAAAAUAUUUUAAAUGUUACACUUUGCAAAAUCAAAAAGUCAAUAGAAAGACAAAAGUAAAAUGGGAGACGAGAUGGGGAGAGGGAUGGGAACAAAAAUUAUAAAUAAAUAAGCGUAACUUAAUAAACAAUUAACUGAGCUAGCUUAAUCUCAUAUUUCUCUAUUUCGUCAAGCAUAUUUCUAAGCUUAUAAUGCUUAAGUGAAUUCAUCUGCAUUAUUUCUGUGCCCAUUGCAAGUUAAAAACCUUAUUUUUUUAAUGCGAGUAAGCUAGUGUAUUUCUUUGGCUUCUUUUUGGUAGCUAUAGAUCCAUCCAUUGGAAUAUUUGCCACUGAUGAAGAAUUAGAAGAUGAAGAUGUGACUGACAGUUCCGAAUAUAUUGAAUCUCCUGAAAUCCAUUCGGCUGUGUCUCCAAGUUGCUCUGCAAAUGAAAAUAUCAGUGAUGAAUGCAAUGAUUUUGAGGAAAGCAAUGUAACAGUUGCCAGCACUGAAGAACAGAACUUAAAGUAUGCGAUUGUGAAGAGCAUUUUUGAAACCAUUGAACUGAGCACAAAAACAAGUGCUUCUUUAGCCACAAUUGUAGACCUGCUAUGCUUUGCACGCCGUAUGUAUUGCAGAGGGAAAGGUAUUGAUGAAAACGAUCACCCAAUGAAAUGUUCCUGGCCCAAGGACUGGGAAGAAGCCAAAAAAUAUCUCAAGGAUGUAGGCUAUGAGGACGCUCAUGAAUACUUCAUUUGUUUGAAUGCGACACAUAAGCAGCACUGGGACAUCAUGCAGUCUGCAUCUGAAAAGUGUCGUUUCUGUGGAGAAGUAGGAACUAUUUAACAAUUAUUCCACGAGGGCACGUUGGAUAUGAGAUGAUAGAUAGCCAACGAGGCGCAUAGCGCCGAGUUGGCUAUAAUCAUUUCAUAUCCAACAAGCCCGAGUGGAAUAAUUGUUUUAUUAACAACGCCCACAAAAUCUCGUUGAUUCGCCCCGACUCGAGCAAACCGGAAAAGACAAGGGACUUCCGCUAUUCACAUGUCACACGUCUAUCAAAACUGUCAACGCGCGAACGGACUCGCCAAGACUGCAUGAAUGAAAAAUCAAAACAUUGUAGCGAUGAACAUUAGUUUUUUAAAAACUCAUCGUGAUUCUAGGAUUUUACACAGCAAAACAGCUUAAAAAACCUGGCAGAUAAUGUGAAGGAAAGGAAUUUUUAAGUGACAGCCGUCGAAAUUACUAUGACUUUGGAUUUUCGGUGCAGUUAUAAAAGUAAGAACAACGGAGAAAAACUACCGGUAUUACCUCGGUCGCUUGUUAUGAAGUUGUUUGAAGCCACAAGCUGGUUUUGCUGAACGAGAAAAGAAGCUAUACUGCCGCCUCGAUUGCUCUAGUGAAUGGCUGCAUAGCCUGUAUUUGUAGCUGGUUACUUGUGAUUUAUAUUCUUGAUGUCGGAUAAACAAGCUGCAGUUAUCUAUCGGCGAGUGACUCGAUCGGCGAAUGGCUUCGCGACCAUGAAGAAACAACACUUGUCUUCUUUCGUAGCUGGUCAAGGUACUUUAGUUCCAUGUGUUUUCAUGUGUUUUUCCACAAACUUUCAAACAAGCUCUUGCGGCUUUUUUGUUUGUUUUUGUCUUUUUUCUUUCGUUGAAAUUGCAUUUCUAGUAUUCUAAGAAAUGAAUUAAAACGAUUUGCUUCGGGCGCCGUGCUAUCCUUCGCGAAAAAAAUCUCAGCUAGCUUCCAAUUUUAAACUGACGCGUACACCGACCAUAUAUGGAGAACAUGGUAUAUUAGCUCAUAUACCAUAACGGCUAAGCCAAUCAAAAUGCUAGAAUUGCAUUAUCCAAUGAUUCAGUUUUUAAUAAUAAGUAUUAUUACCUUGGAUUGCACAGCAAAGUUAAGCAGUGGACAGAGGACCCAGACAUGUGUUCAAAGAUGACAGCUCACUGGUCAGAGAAGGAACACUGGAUAAAUGGAAAUGAUGAUGGCUGGAAGAUCAAGAAGGAGGUCUGGGGUGGAUCUAGAUUUGCAGAACUGGCUUGGUUCUGGGACCCUGAUAAAAGUUGGUGUUUGCCUGCAAGAUGUGUCAGAGAGGGCUGCAAGAAUGUUUUGAGUGCUGAUGAAGUAUUGCAAGCCACUGCUCGGCCCAAUGGAAAUAGAGAACUCUACUGUGAAUGUUGCUGUACCAAAUUUCUUCAUCAACCUGUGUUUGUCAAAGGUGACCCAAGGAACAUUGCAUACAUAGGUAACUUAAAGGUAGUUUAUGAUAAGCAUGAUAUCAAAUAAUUAUUAUUUGAUUAAAAUAGUGCUACUUUAAUUGUAUCGUUCUUCCCCUGCAACAAAAUAGUGAGUCACAUCGUUUUUUCAACAUCCAUCUUUGUCAGUACAUAAGACAACAACACUGUUACUCUACUUCUUCCAUUGCAAUAAAACUGUAAUUUAUUGUAGACUGAUGCAAGACUUCCCAUUGCAUUUUCUUCAACACUGUUUAUCCUUUUUGCUCCUUUAUGUUGUACUUCAACUAAAACUAUUCAUUUGUCAUUUAUUCAUUGUACACUGUAUGCUUUUCGGGUCACUGGGAUGGCUUUCAGCCAUUUGGAAGGAAAUCACGUGGUACUGGUAAGGUUAAAUCUAUUGGAUCUAUUCAAAUCUUACAGUUAGUCAGUAUCAAUGGUUGAGGAUACUCCGUAAUUGAAAAGUAUUGCAUGUGCUGCAUACAAUAAUUAUUUUGUAACAAAGUGAAUAUUUUCUGAGCACCCAAGACACUGCAUACAAAUAUGAGCAAACAUUUGCAAUUCUUCCCUGACUAACAAUGCAACCUGUUUACUUACUUACAAUUAUGAUAGGUGCAAUAGAUGUCUCAGUGGCAACAAUGGCAAAGGAACAACGCUUACAGACAGGUGAAGUCUACACAGUUGGAUUUGUGCCAUCUUAUGACCUGGCUGAUGCACGGCCAAACUCCAUUGACCCAUUUCUUGAACCACUUGUCAGUGAUAUUGAAAAUGGAUUUAUUGAAGGUAAACUAAUAAAUUUAGGUGUGGACAUAAGCUAUUUGUCACUGUGUGAAUGAGUCAACAAAAGACAUUUUUAAUUAUAAUUACUAUGACAAGGACACUUGUAGCUUUAUACCAUAUUGUUAUUUUAGGGCACUUUCCAUUUGUCAGAACUGACCAGUCUGGCUGGUCAGUUUAUAAACAAAACAUACCAAUUUGAAAGAUGUGUUUUAUCCUGGUUCCUUCCAUUUCUUCAAAAUAGAGCAUAUAAUUUUGAGAGUUACAGUUUUGGAGCACUGUCCAUACAAAAUGACGCAUUUAAUUUACAGACUGGACUGUCUGGCUUACCGGUUGUGGCAAAUGGAAGGCGCUCUCAGUCUCCUGGAAUGCUAUUGCUGGCACACCAAAAAGAAGACAGUGUUCACCAGUUUGAGUCCUAACACGUGUAGGGGUCAAUGACAUCAUGCAACAAUGUGAGCCAAGCUGUUGAGUGACAUGUAUUUAUAACUUUUAGACCCCACCCUAGCACUUCUGACUAAAAAUGUCAUUUCAUUAUAUGUUUUUAGGAUACCAAGUCAAUUAUGCAGGAUCACUUCCAAAUUUUCCUCCUGCCAAUAUCACAAUUCGGCACAUUAUACUGCUUUGGACAGGAGACCAUCCUGCUCAGUGUGAGGUGUGGAAGACAAAGGGUGCUGGAGGAAGAAAAGGCUGCCGAAGAUGUCAUAUAUGUGGUAAGUGAUGGAAGUUUUGGGCAGUGCAAAUGCCGAUGCCCAUUUCUUUUCAGUCUACUUGACAGUAUGUACUAGGUAAUGUAUUGUCUCAAUUCCAAAGGGUAAUGAAAGCACAUGUUUGCUAACUUGAAUAAUACAUUAUUUCUUGGUUACUCCAUUAUAUAUAGGCACAUGGCUGAGUGAACACAACCACAACUACUACCCAAACUUCAGGAAGCAAUACAGAUACCCUUAUCAAAAGAGGUUGCUUGAGGAAGAAUUGCCAAUGAUGAAGGCAUUAGAAGAGGAAGAAAGACCUACCUAUUUCCAAAGAAUAAGCAAGGAAAAUGGUCUGCUGGGGUUAUCAGUGCUUCAUAGGCUUUAUCCUCUUUAUGGAUUUGAUGUUCUCAGGGACUCAGUCUUUGAUGCUAUGCACCUGUUACCUCUCAAUGUGGUCAAGAAUAACAUUGAGCGAUGGAUUUCUAAAGACUAUUUUGCCAAAAAAGACCUUGACACCAACUUGGCAAAAAUGCCAUGGACCACAGGUACAGUACAUGUAAAUGAAAUCAUUCAAAACAUAAAUAAGUAUUCAGAUUGUUGACUUUUUACUGAAGUCAAGUCUAAAGCAAAACCUUUCUGUGCUGAUUUUAAUAAGCUGCUGUUGUUGUUUUCCAUAACUUUACAGACCAAAGAGAUCAUGUGCUAGAUUACAAUAUUCAGUAACAGCUAAAUUGCCAGAAUUUUCUUCCACGGUCAGUUUAGUCAGUUCUCGUUUUUUUUUUUUUUAUGUUUACUUCUUGAAACAAAGUCAUAAUUUUUCAGAAACCUUAUGCAUAAAUGAUGAUUAAAUUAAAAUAUAUUUCACUCAUAUGAGCUUGAAAUGUAUAAUUCCUUUACAACUACUUCAAUUGCUACAGCAAUCAGACUUAGGUAACAGUAUGAUUCACUUAACACAAUAAUAUUAUUUUAUAGAUUAUCGUGCAUCCCGCCUUCCUUUGGAUACUGAUUCAAUGGGUUACUGGACAUGUAAGCUCAUUUAUUGGAUUUCUAUUAUAUUGUCAGUCUGGAGAGGGUAAAUUAGAAUAUAUAAAAAAUUAAUGUAGACUUCAGAGAACUCAACUAUAAUGUUCGAAGGGUCAACAGCUGUUUUGCCAUGUAUCUACAGUUGUACACUGUUUGCAGAAUAUUUUUCUUUCACAGUGUGAACUUUUAUAAAGGGAUAUAUUUCUUGAAAUUAUGGAAAUUUUGCACGACCAUAAGCCAGCUGCAAAAAGCAUGUUUACUGCUUUACAGACUUAAAAAUAGCCAUGACACUCAAUCAUAACUAACUUAAGGGUCCUUACACUGUGAAUAAGUCAUCCUCUUGAUAAUGUUUACACUAUUAUAUAACCUAACAGCAACCUGUUCCUGGUUUUCUCUUGAAGCGGAAGAAUACCAGAAACUGGCUUUUCCAGCAUCAGAGUUUGUCUUGAAUGGAUUGCUCCCUGAGGAAGAAUUGAAACUGUGGGCACCUGUUCCAAGAAUGGUUGAGUUUGUCUUCAAUUCAGGUAGAAAUGGCUGGAGUGAAGAAAUGCUUGACAACUUUAGAUGCCUUGCUUGGAGGUAUUGCAUUUUAUGUGAAGAGCAAUACGGAGCUAAUGCAUGUGUAAUAAAUCUACAUAACUUGACACUUGCCUGAAGACAUUCAGAGAUUUUCAGCACCAGAUAAUUUCUGGUGUUUUGAAUUUGAAAGGGCUGUGAAGAGGUAUGUGCAGCAAAGUAGCAAUAAAAAGCACAUUGAAAAAUCCUUUGCCCGCAGAGAAAGUCAAAGAGAAUUCCUAAACUUUCAGCAAGACCUUAAGCUGAUCUCAUCUGAAAGGUGCAGAUUUACUUGGGCUAAAGACAAGGAGAAGGUAAUUGUAAUAGACCAAAAUUAUGAUAAUAGAACCAAUGCAAAUACGGCCACUAGAUUUAGUUUACAUGAAAUUUAUCCUGACUAUAUGACCUUGCUUGAGGUUGAUAGGACCAAUUUGAAUAUAAACAAAGGAUAUUAAUAAAACUAGUGGCCACUUUUGCAUUGGGUAAAUUACGUAGCAGAUUACUUUUAUGUUCAAGUUAUAUUGAAGCACUCACUAAUUAAAUGGUGGCACACUGACAGUCACCCAAGUAUGAAUGCUUAUGCACAGACAAUUGAGGAGAACGAUUAUAUUAUUUUUCAUCACUGGGCAUUAGAGAAGUUAACAGUUCUUUGCUGUGAAACAUUGUAAGGAUUGGUUGUUUCUAAAUGCCUUUUGUUUUAUCUUUGUUGUGAAUAAGGUUUUCGUGGCUCAGUUCUAUCUUUGUAUAAAAUUUUUUGGUAUGAUUUGCGUGUAUAUGUAUUUUAGUUGUAGGUUAAAAUAAAUCCAGAGGUUAAAAUGAUUUUUCAAACUAGGGUGAUUUGUCUUUUCCUUUGUUUAAGGAUUUUGUAUUUACAUCUGGAACAAAGGAAAAAUAUACAAAUCAACCUUAAGUUUGACAUCAGUUUAACCUGGGAUUCAUUUUAAACUAAAACAUAUACAAAGGAAUUAAUUAAAGGAUAUUAAACCUGAAGUAUAAAAUAAAACCACAUAUUACACCUAAUAUCCAUUUCAAUUUGUUUGUAGUAAUUCAUGCCGACUUGGAAUAACUGUCUUACUUGCCAAAAUAGAAUAAUUUUAUUACUUGUUAUUUUGUAAGUGGACUAUCUCCAGAAUGCUUGCACGUACAUGUAUAAUAAAAACAAGUGACACAGCAGUUGCAGUUUUUCUUCAGAAUGCAGUGCAGAGUAGCUUUACAGUAGUUAGAUGUAAUUCCCUUUUUGAUUGUGCUCAUUGAUUUAGGUAACUGCAUCAUCUUUGGAAGGAGCCAAGUACCUCAUAAAAAUUUGUUCUGGUGGCCCACUAGCUGACAAAGUGAAUCAGGGAGUCUUGAUUGUUGCUGGCCAUUUCCACAUGAUGUCUCGUCAAGAGAGGCAAAUGAUUCUAGAAUAUUUACAGCAUGUCACAGCAGAUGAUGUGGAUGAAGCUGUUGAGUCCUUCCGCAGUGCAUUUCUACCCAUGCAUUGCAAACCAAUGGGUGGAAAGCUUUACAGAAAAGGCGAUUUUGUUGCUGGAGUCCAAGCAGGGGCUGAAAUUUUUUUCAAGAUAGAGAACUUCUUCCUGGUUAAAGUUAACAAUGACUAUCAAUCACUAGUUUUUGGUGACACUUUUCAAUUGAUUACUAAUCCUGGUGGUGCUGUUUCAAGGCAUCCUAUUAGUGAUACUGUUUAUAUUCAACCUGCACACUCUUGUGUCUGUGUAGGUCUAAAUGAUCUCAGACGAGAGAUCAUGUUGUUUCCGGAGACAGGUAACAAGUAUGCAGUGGUAGAUCCCUUCCGGAGAACUGUGAACCUCCCCAAGGUGAUUGUACCUGUUUACCCUCAAGUUGGUGAUUUUGUGUCUGUGAUUGGUGAUGAUGAGGAUGACCCAUGGAGGGCACUAAUAAGAGAAGUGAAUUACCAUAGAUCAACGGUGGGAGGUUAUUUCUAUGUAAAUCAUCCCAAUUUUGAUGCUAACCACCUCUGGGUAAGAGAGAGGCCACAAAGGAAGGAGACUAUUCAUUUCAACAGUCUUUUGUCCAUUGUGAAUGGUGAAUGGGUGGGUAAUGCGUGGAGAGACACUUGA